AUGCUUAUUUUGUUACUUUAUAUUCAAAUAUUACACCCUUUAUCUUGGAAUGUUGUUAUUUCUAGCUAUGUUAGAGCUGGGUUUUGUAAAGAGGGUUUACCUGUGUACCAAAAGAUGCUGAAACGGGGGAUUGGCCCGAUUAUUUUAGGUACCCGUCUGUGCUUAAGGCGUGUGGUGAAGAAUGUGAUGGGGUUUGGGAAGGUGGUUCAUGGGUGGAUUGUGGUAUUGGGUUUGGGUUGGAAUUUGUUUGUGUAUAAUACUUUGGUGUUUAUCUAUGGGAAAUGUGGUGAGUUGGACGUUGCACGUAAGUUGUUUGAUGAAAUGCCUGAACGAGAUGGGGUUUCUUGGAAUUCAAUUAUAUCGGGGUAUGCAAGUGAAGGGAUGUGGAGAGAUGCAUUUAAGCUUUUUGAUCCGAUGCGGAAUGAAAAUGUGGAAGUGAAUAUUAUCAUUUGGAAUACGGUCCUUGAAGGGUACUUGAAGACAGGUGAGUAUAGGCGAGUGCUGAAAUUGGUUUCGGAAUUGAGGACUUAUAGUGAAGAAUGGGAUCGUGUGGCUGUAAUUAACGUUUUAAAUGCAUGCUUUCAUAUUGGUAUGUUGAAAUUUGGUAAAGAAAUUCAUGGUUUAGGGACUAAUUGUCACUAUAGAUGUGAAAUGGAACUAAGUUCAAUGAUAACUAUUUCUUUAUCAUAUGGGUACCAAGAUUAUGAUAAUGGUCACAAGCUAUUCUGA
Molecule: messenger RNA, 729 nt
Organism: Erigeron canadensis
Lineage: Eukaryota; Viridiplantae; Streptophyta; Magnoliopsida; Asterales; Asteraceae
Product: pentatricopeptide repeat-containing protein At1g71490-like
Exons: 1
Coding region: 1-729 (242 amino acids)
Biological process (GO): RNA modification
Molecular function (GO): protein binding; RNA binding
Source: RefSeq, a predicted model, not a curated record